AUGUCCGACGAUGAGGCUAUAUCCCUAUCAGAAGGAGAGUCUGGCGACGAGCCGUACGUUGAUCGCCGCGCCAUCCUCGAGCCCCCCAUCCGCAGCGUGGUCGAGGCCGUCGGCGGCAUAGAGGGCGGCGUAUAUCGUCUCGGAGAUGAGUGCUAUGGCUGUCUGAAAGACCUCAAGAAAUACUGGCGCAAGGACGACACCGACGACGACCGCACCGUAGCCCGCAUCUUCUGGUCGACCGGUCUGCUCUCGAAUGACCUCAUUCCGAUACUGCUCGAGACCGCCGGCAAAGGUUUGGUCGAGGAUAAACGCGCGGUCGCAUGUGCGGAUCUAAUGACCGCCAUGACCUGGCCGAUCGACCUUGCGGAGGAGCUGAAGGAGCUGGACGACGUGAACGACCGCGGUACGGACUACACCCAGCUCAUGCUCGCUCAUCUAAAUUACAAGGCGGCGCUGCUCCGACCGGGUGUUCUCCAAGCCCUCCUUGCGAUCACCUUGCCCUGUCUCGCGCGAGACAUGAAGGAGCGGACGGAGCGCGACGUGCAAGUCGUUAACGUCGUAUUGCACCUCAUCCGCAACCUCGCAUUCAUCAAAGACCCACCCCCGAACAUGUAUGGCAGCGCGGACCAGGCCGAGUUUUCUACUUUGCAAAGCAAGCUCGUCAAGUGCCUGUCUGAGUCGCACUUUAUCGACCUCCUGCUCACGAUUGCCUCCAACGCCGGAGAGGCGAUGUUCAACCAGUGGAAUACCGUGAUCCUUGAGAUAUUCUAUCUCCUCUUCCGCGGGGUCAAACCCUCUUCUGUAGCAAGCGACCAGACCAAGCAAUCCACCAAAGCCUUGCAAAGCCUCCUCGCCGUAGAAGAGCAGCGGAAGCGAGAGCUCCUGCGGAAAGCGACCUCGCGACACUCGCGCUUCGGAACGACGAUCUCCGUCACGCUGAAUCCCAAGAAGGCGAAGGCGGCGCAGGAGGACGCGGAGCCUGCCCCGGUCGCGGGCCCAUCGCGCGCGUACGUGUUCCAUAAGCAGCAAGCGCUGAACAAGGAUUCCGGGAGCGCGCUCGACAUGAUCGCGGCGAAGAAGCAUCGCGCGGCCCGCGGCAAGAAAGUCGACGAGCUGGGUCGGGACGACAACCUCUCGCUCAACGCGCGGGUCGUCUUGCAGGACCUCGCGCGUGCGUUUAUUGAGAGCUGCUUCAAUCCGUUGCUUGCGUCUCUACUGAAAGAUAUCAAAUCGGAGCGGCCGAAAAUCACAGAGAAGGACCAUAUGCGGCUGCUCUUCGUCGCGAAGUGGUUCAUGGAAUAUUUCCUGUGCGAGCGCUCACGGCAGUCAGAGGAGACACGAUGGAAAUUCGGACUGGUGGCCACCGUCAUCGAUCGGGGCUGGAUUGUAUGGGUUCUCCGCCGGAUGCGCGAGGCGCAGGAAGAGAAGCCGAAACUCUGGACGGAGCUUCAGGCGGGAAUCGAGUGCCUCACGCAAUUCGUGCUCGUUCUGGAUAUCAUGGCGUCCGCACCGUCCACGCAACCAACUGCCGACGGCUCAGUCGGCCCAGAUCCAUUCGCGUCUGCAGAGACGAGCGCGGAGGAGGAUGUCGCAGACGCGGCGCGCACGCUGCAGCAGCAGAUCGUGUACAAUGGCGAAGUGCUCGACAUCGCGUUCGAGAGCGUGCGCACGUACAAGGAGGGCACGCAGAGCCUCGCGUACCUCGAUGCGAGCGUGCACCUCGCGUACGCGUUGUUGCGCAUGCUCGAGCGCUGGGGCAAGCGCCAGGGGAAGGGCGAGAUGUACGUGCGGAAAAAGGCGAAGCCGAAGAAGAAGCGUGGAGCGAAGUCGACGGAAGAAGGCGAGGGUGUGCCUGAUGUCGAGGAGGAGCCGCAGCACCAGGAAGAGGAGGAAGUCGUGAACGAGACGAUGUUCACCUUCGAUCAGUUCGAGCAGCGAUUCGUGCAUACGGAUGUGACACGCACGUUGCUCGUCUAUCUCGCGCGGUACAAGGAGUUCAGCGGGCCGGAGCAGAUGAAGCGCAUCGUGAGCCUCAUGCACCGACAAGCCGUACGGCACAAAGCGGAGGGCUUGUACUUCAUGGUAUCCACGAUGCACCUAUUCAAGCAGAUCAUGGCCGACGAGAAGUCGCUCCCGAAGGACCAGCCGUACAAGGACCUCGUCGCGCUCAUCACCUUCAUCCUGCGCAAGUUCUUCAAGGCCAUCGCGGAAGACUCAUUUGUGAUCGUCGAAGCGUUCUUCCCGAAGAACCGCGGCCACUGGAAGCAGUUCUCGAGCAUCGAGCUCGACCAAGUUGGCCCGCGACCAGAGGGCCCGCGGUUCGACGACCGCUUCCCGGUGGAUGUCACGGUGAAGAAGGGCUACUCGCUCAGCGACCAGAUCGGCAUCACCAUAGCCGCGCUCGUCGAGAAGGAUCAGCGGAAUCUCGUCGAGUGGACAAAGCAGAUCUUGUCGCUGGCGAUUGCGCACCGGAGGAGGAUCAUCGACGAUGUGGACGGCGCACCGUCGCAGGCGAUUGACUUGACUGCCGCUUCGGACAGUGAAGAUGACCUGAACCCCGACGCUUUGCUUGGACGUCGACCGCCGUCUGCGGAGGCGCUGGCCAAGAUCAACGACUAUCUGAUACCCUAUGUCAGCGACGAGGAGGCAGAAGCUGCGAACAAGAACCCGCAACUUAAGUUACUCUUCCGGCUUUGCAGUUUCAAGAUCAUGGACGAAGAUGCGGACGAACUGGAAUGGUAUAUCCCCUCCGUCGUGCUCCCCACAGACAUGCAGCGCACUGUGAACGUGAUCACCCAAUUCCUGGAAACGCCCCUCGACUUGCAGGGCAAGUCACCUGCAGAGCUCCUCGCCCGCAAACGCCGGCGCCGCACGCGUCGGAAACGCACGCCCACCCCCGACCCGGACGACUCGGACGCGCCGCGGCGCAAGAAGAAGGAGCGGAAGAAGAAAGAGGCGCAGCAGUAUAAGUCCGCGCAGUUCAUCGAGGACAGCGACGCCGAGUACGGGGAUAUGGACGCGUUCCUCGAGCGCGAGAAGGCGCUGCGCGAGAAGACCGCGCAGCUCGCGGCGGCGACAGGCCAGUCCGGCACGAUGCGCGCGCACGGCAUGCGCAAGCGGCGGAGAAAGGGCAAGGACCGCGCGGGGAAGAAGCGGCGCAAGCGCGCGGGGCAGGAAGGUGUGGCGGGCGACGCGGACGAGGCGGAGAAGGCGCGGGAGAGCAGCGCGUCGUCCGACGAGAGCGAAGUCGACGUAUUCGGGAGCCCCAAGCGGGCGCGGUCGGAAUCUUCGCCGGACACUUCGCCACCGAUGGGAGACGGUGAGGAGCAGCCGAAGAGCAAACCGCGUCCCCGGCCACGCGCCCGAGCGAAAGCCGCGAAGAGCUCCGUGGUGGACGCCACGGAGGUGCAGCCUUCAGCAGCAUCGCCUCUUCCUGCGAGCAAGGCCGAUGAUAUGGAUGCGGCCGAGAGUGCGCGGACGCCUUCUCCGGUGCAAUCAGACGACGACCUCCCGACGGCCGCGAUGAUGAAAGGGAAGCGGAAAGCUCGUAUGGUCAUCGCAGAUGAAGACGAAGACGAGUAGCUUGCAAGUAUCCGAACCACUCCGCACCCCGCGGGCAUUUUCUUGUAUUGUUGUGUAAGACGUUAAUGGUAGAACAACGUAGCCAGCUGGGUAUGACAUCAC
This is a messenger RNA of Trametes versicolor FP-101664 SS1, 3684 nucleotides long. RefSeq names its product timeless-domain-containing protein. The record is from RefSeq and is a predicted model, not a curated record. The transcript has 11 exons. Gene Ontology annotation, molecular function: DNA binding. NCBI's taxonomy places the organism in Eukaryota, Fungi, Basidiomycota, Agaricomycetes, Polyporales, Polyporaceae. Bases 1 to 3582 code for a protein of 1193 amino acids. Gene Ontology annotation, biological process: replication fork arrest; DNA replication checkpoint signaling; DNA repair. Gene Ontology annotation, cellular component: replication fork protection complex.